ACCUUAACCCAAUUUUCAUCAUUUGAUUUGAUAGGUUUUACUUUGUCAUUGUGAUAUUAAAUUGUUUUAAUUUUAUAUAAUUGUGAUUUUGUUAUUUGUUAAGUAUUAGUUUAAUUAUCAAAAUGGCCGAUCAACAACAAUCACAAUCUCAACAGCAGCAGCAACAACAACAACAACAGUCUAACAAGGAUGUCUUUCAGCAACACAAUCGACAAAGGUUAUUGCGACUUAAAGUUAUCGAAGGUAAAAGCUUGGCGAAAAAAGAUCUUUUCGGAGCCAGUGAUCCUUAUGUGAAAAUUGAUUUAGUUACACUGGAAGAUGAUAAUGUGAUUGAUACAGUUACUACCAAGACUAAAAAGAGGACACUUAAUCCUCAAUGGGACGAGGAGUUUAUAUUUCGUACCAUCCCAGAUGAACAUAAAUUAAUCAUUGAAGUUUUCGAUAUGAACAGAAUAACUCGAGAUGAUUUUCUUGGUAUGGUUGAACUUCCCCUGAAUAACAUUCCCACAGAAAAUGCUGAACGUGUAAUUUCAUCUAAAUUAUACAUCCUUCGUCCGAAAAGUCCCAAAUUCAAGGUUCGAGGACAAUUACGAUUAUAUAUUGCAUUCCUACCAAGUGAAGGUGAAAAUGGUACAUCUUCAGAGACAAGUGAGCCAGGGUGGGAGGUACUCGAAGUUGAAGCAAAUGGCCACGAAGAACAAGCAGUCCAACCAGUUCGCAUUCCAACAGCGUCGAUUGAUAAUCGCCUUUCACCUCUACCCCACGGGUGGGAGGAAAGACAAGAUGCCAAUGGGAGAACCUAUUAUGUUGAUCAUAUUAACAGGAUUACCCAAUGGCAAAGACCAACUGAACAAACAGGACAAACUACAGGAAUUGCUCAUCAAAGAAGCAUUGAUUUAGCUCAUUGGUUUCGCCGGAGAGUUCAUAUUAGUAGUGACCCUGAAGAAAAUCAGAAUAAUCUAGAAGAAAGUCCUCCUCAGAUAUCGGAAUCUCCUCUUAACCAGCCAAGCUCAAUUCUCAAUCGUCAUUCUAAGCAAACCCACCGUCGACUCUCAGAGCCCGUGUCUAAUGAUGAUCAUUCUCGAGAGAGUACUAGUCGUGAUGGUAAUGAAACCGCCCGUUCCUCUAAUCCUACCAUAGACAAUAACGAUGUGGCUCCAUCAUUACCUUUAUCAACACCUUCAAGAACAGAUUAUCAAUCUUCAUCAUCGUCCUCAUCAAUCCCAACACCACCAAUAGCCAAUGUGUCCACCACUUCAAUAACAGCAACUUUAACUCCAGAUACUGGAGGAGGAGGAGCGACUUCAUCAGCUACACCAAUUUAUAGCAAUGAUAAUAACAGUGAUAAUAUGAUAAAUAAUAAUAAUUCCAAUGCAACUGCCUCAACAUCAAAUGAUGAUUUACCUGAAGGUUGGUCUAUGCAACUUGCUCCUAAUGGUCGUACAUUUUACAUCGAUCAUAACACCAAAACAACAACCUGGAUUAAUCCUCGAAACGGAAAACCAUCCCCUCAACCUCGACCUCAAGUAUCCGCAUCUCCCUCAAUGGGAACAUCAAUUGAUGAUGUUGGUUCACUGCCAGACGGUUGGGAAGAGCGAGUCCACUCUGAUGGUCGAAUAUUUUUCAUCGAUCACAAUACCAAAACAACCCAAUGGGAAGAUCCUCGACUUAAUAAUCCCGCAAUCGCUGGACCCGCAGUUAGAUAUUCUCGUGAAUAUAAGCGAAAGUAUGAAUACUUUCAAUCUAAAUUACCGCGACCCUCUAACGUUCCAAAUAAAUUGGAAAUUAAAGUGAGCCGAGCCAACAUAUUCGAAUGCUCUUAUAAUUUUAUCUCCAACAUCUCUAAUGCCGAUUUACUUCGAACUAAAUUAUGGAUCGAGUUUGACAAUGAACAAGUUCUCGAUUAUGGAGGAGCUUCUCGUGAAUGGUUUUACCUUUUAUCCAAAGAAAUGUUUAAUCCUUAUUAUGGACUUUUUGAAUAUUCAGCGGCCGACAAUUAUACUCUUCAAAUUAACCCUAAUUCGGGAAUGUGCUCCGAAGAUCAUCUCUCUUAUUUUAAAUUUAUCGGUCGAAUCGCGGGAAUGGCCGUUUAUCAUGGUAAAUUGUUAGACGCCUUCUUUAUCCGACCUUUCUACAAAAUGAUGUUAUCUAAACCAAUUAGUAUAAAAGAUAUGGAAAGUGUUGAUUUAGAGUAUUACAAUUCAUUAAAAUGGAUUAUGGAAAAUGACCCCGCUGAUCUUGAUCUCAGAUUUGUCGUAGAUGAAGAUCUAUUUGGUCAAAUGCAAGUCCACGAGCUUAAACCUGACGGAAGUAACGUUUCCGUUACCGUCGAUAACAGAGCUGAAUAUGUUGACCUUGUAAUUCAAUGGAGAUUCGUUUCACGAGUUGGACCUCAAAUGAAUUCAUUCUUGAAAGGAUUCGAUGAAAUUGUUAGCCUUAAUUUGAUUAAAAUAUUCGAUGAGAAUGAAUUAGAAUUACUUUUAUGUGGAAUUGGUGAAAUAGAUGUUAACGAUUGGAGGAAACACACUGUUUACAAAGGAGGUUUUCAUGCAACACAUAUUGUUAUACAAUAUUUCUGGAGGGUUGUACUUUCCUUUUCAAGUGAGAUGCGUUCACGUUUACUUCAAUUCGUAACUGGAACUUCAAGAGUACCAAUGAAUGGAUUCAAAGAGCUUUAUGGUAGCAAUGGUCCUCAACCUUUUACUAUUGAAAAAUGGGGAACACCAGCUAAUUUACCUCGUUCUCAUACAUGCUUCAAUCGAAUUGAUUUACCACCAUAUGAAAGUUAUCAGGAACUAAAAGAUAGAAUGAUAAAAGCAAUUGAAGGAUCUGGAUCUUAUGGUGGUGUUGACUAAUUAAAUAUACAACUUAUUUCAUCUCUAGAAACAUAAUGUUGAUUAUAAUUAGAGUAUUGAUACAAUCGGAAUCAUUAUCAUGGUGAUAAAAAUUAACGAUGAUAACAAAAAGGAUUAUUCAUUGAUUCCUAUUCAUUGUUAUACUUUUCAUAUCUUUCAAUGUCAACCCAAUCAAUUAUGUUGGAGCAAAACAAUAUAACAGUAUAUAUAUCAAUCUUGAUUAUUACUAAUUAUUGUGCAAUUUAAUUAACAAAGCAAAUAAUCACCAAAAUGGAAUUUAAUUUGAAUGCAAAAAGAAAACAAUGGAAACAAAAAAAAAGAGGAAGGAAAAAAGGACAAGAGAAUAACAAUUACCAUAAAUUCACACCCUUCUUGAUGAAAGCAUCAUAAUUAUCGUCAUCAUUAUUGUCAUCAUCUCCACCAACAAUUAAUCAAAUUGCAAAAUCUACUACGAGAACACACAAAAUGUCCACAAUUACAUUUUAAAGACUUCUAUUAAUCGAUUGUACUUAAAAUGAGAAGAAACAAUUGUUGCCUUUUUUUUCUUACUUGGAACUUGGUUCUCAUCCUUUUACACAGACUGUGAUUUCGUUUUUUACCCUGUUCCUGAUUUUCCACCAUCAAUUCCUCUCACCAAUCAACUAAUUGUUAACUUUGUUUUUUUUUCUUUCUCCCUCUCUUCUUAAUUCAAUUUCAAUUCGAUUUCAGUCUUGCUCAAAUCAGAAAACAUCACAACUUUUUUUCUCCUCUAUGUUAAUCACAAUCACUAAAUGCAAAGAGACCUGAACACAUUAAUUCAAUUCUAAACAAUUAUCUGAUUGCUAUUGUUUUUGCUAAAUACACUUCUCAAUCAUAGAGAAACAAAAAGAGUAAGAAAUGAUUAGGAAUAAUAAUUGAUCAAUUGCAACGUGAAGAAAAUUAAAAAAAUGUAAACCUAAAUCACUUACCCUGGUUUUGGGUUUAAUCUUAUUUUAUGUACAAAUCAAUUAAUGUAAAAAGAUUAUUUCCCUAAUUGGUUUAAUUAAAUUGAGUGUUUAUAUCACAGUAAA
Molecule: messenger RNA, 3904 nt
Organism: Panonychus citri (citrus red mite)
Lineage: Eukaryota; Metazoa; Arthropoda; Arachnida; Trombidiformes; Tetranychidae
Gene: Nedd4
Product: E3 ubiquitin-protein ligase NEDD4-like
Exons: 11
Coding region: 123-2855 (910 amino acids)
Biological process (GO): ubiquitin-dependent protein catabolic process; regulation of dendrite morphogenesis
Molecular function (GO): protein binding; sodium channel inhibitor activity; ubiquitin protein ligase activity
Source: RefSeq, a predicted model, not a curated record